Messenger RNA from Monopterus albus (swamp eel), 1293 nucleotides. Its product is annotated as trace amine-associated receptor 4-like. Bases 1 to 1293 code for a protein of 430 amino acids. Gene Ontology annotation, cellular component: membrane. The record is from RefSeq and is a predicted model, not a curated record. Gene Ontology annotation, molecular function: trace-amine receptor activity. NCBI's taxonomy places the organism in Eukaryota, Metazoa, Chordata, Actinopteri, Synbranchiformes, Synbranchidae. Gene Ontology annotation, biological process: G protein-coupled receptor signaling pathway. The transcript has 9 exons.
AUGAAGACCCUGGAAGGAGCUGAUCUCUGUUUUCCACACCUAAACUCCUCCUGCAAGAAGCCUACAAUUCAGCACUCCGAGGCCAUGUUUAAUUAUGUUUUUCUUUCCUUUGUUUCUCUGUUCACUGUGAUUCUUAACCUGCUGGUCAUCAUCACCGUCUCCCACUUCAGGCAACUCCACACCCCCACCAACCUCCUCCUGCUCUCUCUGGCUGUCUCUGACCUCCUGAUAGGCGUCCUGCUGAUGCCGGCUGAAAUCAUCUACUCAGAGGCUUGCUGGUUUCUUGGUGACCUUCUGUGUACGCUGUAUUAUGUUGCAGACUACACCCUUACCUCUUCCUCAGUAGCCAAUAUGGUGCUCAUAUCAGUUGACCGCUAUAUUGCUGCUCGUGCCAUGAGGUCUCAUGUUGCAGCUGUAAAAGCGCAACCUUCAGGGGCUGCAGCUGUGAAGAAAACAGAGAUGAAAGCAGCCAGGACUCUUGGUAUUGUUAUAGCUAUAUUUUUGUUGUGCUUCUGUCCAUACUACUACCCCACUAUGGCAGUCUACCAGAUAUUGGAAACCCCGGCCCCUGGGGCGGACAUCCAGGAUCUGCCGGACUGUGUAAGCCGGACCACCCUCCACCUCAAGGGCUGGUGGAGGCGCAGCCGGUGGUGGACAGAGGGGACUGGAGUCCUGGAUGGCAAAAGGCCACAGGAACCGGGGAGACAAUUUGGGGCAAGCCCCUUUGAUAGGAAUGUGGGUGGCCGAGAGCCAAACCUGUUGCCCAACCUGGGGUCAGACGGGCGUGCCCUGAUUCCAUGGGUUUAUCCGGAGCUCUCUGGAAGGAUGUGUCGGUCCCCCCCAUACGGGACAGGGCCCGGGCCUCAGAAGGUAGUGCAGAUGCUGAACGGGCAGCUCCACACAACCACCAACCUCCUUGUCCUUUCUCUGGCUGUUGCAGACUUCCUUGUGGGCCUCCUGCAGAUGCCUGUUGCAAUCCUCCUGUACAGAGGCUGUCCAUAUUAUUGUUACACUGUUGCAGCUGAAAACAGCUCGAUAGCUGCGUCAUCUGCACCAAUUCAAGUUUGGCUGCUGUAUUCAAACUCCUGUUUAAACCCUGUGAUCUAUGCUUUUUUUUACCCCUGGUUCAGAAAAUGUAUUAAACACAUUUUAACACUUCAAAUACUGCAGCCUGACUCCUGUAAUGCCAGUUUCCAGUAUUCUUGGAUGCUGAGAGGGCAUGAUGACCUGGUCUCUGGCCAGCCGUUCAGGGACACUCAUCUCAGACGGGGAUUGGUCAUGGUGCGCAAUUGA